This is a messenger RNA of Ochotona curzoniae (black-lipped pika), 192 nucleotides long. It is a transcript of the gene SMIM43, whose product is annotated as small integral membrane protein 43. The record is from RefSeq and is a predicted model, not a curated record. The transcript has a single exon. Bases 1 to 192 code for a protein of 63 amino acids. Lineage: Eukaryota; Metazoa; Chordata; Mammalia; Lagomorpha; Ochotonidae.
AUGGAGUGGGAGCUCAACUUGCUGCUCUACCUGGCGCUCUUCUUCUUCCUGCUCUUCCUACUUUUCCUCCUGCUCUUCGUGGUCAUCAAGCAGCUGAAGAACUCCGUGGCCAGCACAGCCGGGGCGCUCCAGCCGGGACGCCUCUCGCUGCACCGCGAGCCGUGGGGCUUCGCCCACGAACAAGCGGUGUGA